Molecule: messenger RNA, 504 nt
Organism: Rotaria sp. Silwood2
Lineage: Eukaryota; Metazoa; Rotifera; Eurotatoria; Philodinida; Philodinidae
Source: the annotation of a GenBank genome assembly
AUGAAGAUUCUUGUGAUUUCACUAAUACUUAUCGUUGUUUCUGUCUGUUUUGCCGAUAUUACAAUCUACCGUGGUACAGCAUGUGGUUGGGCUGAACUCACAACAUCUAGUCCCAUUUUGUGCAAUGGAUCAGAUCCACGUCAUAAAUGUCCUUCAGGUUAUUCACGUCAAAUAUUUACAGAUGGUGGGGCGUACUGUUACAAAAACAAUACAACUACUAGUAAACAAAAUGGUAUACCGGGGACUUUAUGUGGUGGUCUGGCACGUACUUUGUGUGGUGGACUCAGUCCAAAUAAAGAGUGUCCUAAAGGAUACACACAAGAUUUUCGUUACAUAUGUUAUAAGAACGAUCCGACGAUUGAAGAUUUAUCAGGCACGGUCUGUGGCGUGAUUAGUGAUUACAAAGGGCCGACGUGUGAUAGACUAUCAAUAGGAACAUGUCCAGAAGGAUAUUAUGGAAUUGAUUUUGAAAAAGAAGGGUGGCAUGCCUGCUUCAAAAAAUAG